Messenger RNA from Hemiscyllium ocellatum (epaulette shark), 1692 nucleotides. It is a transcript of the gene gabra4, whose product is annotated as gamma-aminobutyric acid type A receptor subunit alpha4. The transcript has 10 exons. The record is from RefSeq and is a predicted model, not a curated record. Gene Ontology annotation, molecular function: inhibitory extracellular ligand-gated monoatomic ion channel activity; GABA-A receptor activity; transmitter-gated monoatomic ion channel activity involved in regulation of postsynaptic membrane potential. Gene Ontology annotation, cellular component: neuron projection; postsynapse; synapse. Gene Ontology annotation, biological process: synaptic transmission, GABAergic; monoatomic ion transmembrane transport; nervous system process. NCBI's taxonomy places the organism in Eukaryota, Metazoa, Chordata, Chondrichthyes, Orectolobiformes, Hemiscylliidae. The coding region runs from base 13 to 1692 and encodes 559 amino acids.
UGGCAUGCAAAGAUGGUUCCUGCCAAGGAGUCUGUGAUCAGGAUGUCUUCCAGUUACAUUUCCACUCUGCUUUACUUUAUCUACGUGACAGCGUGUAUCGGUGAGAGCUCCCCAGAAACCAAGAAAGAUGAGAAAUUAUAUCCAGAGAAUUUUACCCGAAUACUGGACAGACUCCUGGACGGUUAUGACAACCGAUUGCGACCUGGAUUCGGCGGUACUGUGACUGAAGUGAAAACAGAUAUCUACGUAACGAGUUUUGGGCCAGUGUCUGACGUUGAGAUGGAGUACACAAUGGAUGUGUUUUUCCGCCAAACCUGGGUGGACAAGAGACUGAAGUACGACGGCCCGAUUGAAAUUCUUCGUCUCAAUAACAUGAUGGUCACUAAAGUCUGGACACCCGACACGUUCUUCAGGAACGGGAAAAAAUCAAUUUCCCAUAAUAUGACCGCUCCAAAUAAGCUAUUCAGAAUAAUGCAGAAUGGCACAAUUCUGUACACCAUGAGACUUACCAUUAGUGCAGAGUGUCCAAUGAAACUGGUUGAUUUUCCAAUGGAUGGCCAUGCUUGUCCCCUUAAGUUUGGAAGCUAUGCAUAUCCUAAAAGUGAAAUAAUAUACACAUGGACAAAAGGUCCUGAACGAUCAGUGGAGGUGCCUAAAGAGUCUUCUAGCUUGGUGCAAUAUGACCUUGUUGGACAAACAGUUUCUAGUGGCACAGUUAAAUCCAUCACAGGAGAAUAUGUGGUGAUGACAGUCUAUUUUCACUUGAGAAGGAAAAUGGGCUAUUUUAUGAUUCAGACUUACAUACCCUGUAUUAUGACGGUUAUUCUCUCUCAAGUGUCAUUUUGGAUUAACAAGGAAUCGGUUCCAGCUCGAACAGUUUUUGGUAUAACAACAGUUCUAACCAUGACAACACUGAGCAUCAGUGCUAGACACUCUCUGCCAAAGGUCUCCUACGCUACAGCUAUGGACUGGUUCAUUGCAGUUUGCUUUGCAUUUGUGUUCUCUGCUCUGAUCGAAUUUGCUGCUGUUAACUACUUCACAAAUAUACAAGCCGAAAAAGCCAAAAAAAGGGCUGCCAAGCCGCCUGCUACAUCUCCACUGACUCCAAUAAAAACAGUGUCUGCCUCAGAGGUUGUGAUUCAGCAGCAACACCCUGAUUCAAAUGGCAAUUUGAGGAAGAGAAUGAACUUCUUGGUGCAAUCAGAUAUUCUGGCCAGUGAAAAAGAUCACUUGGAGAAUGAUAGCAAGAGUGAGAUAACAAGACCAUCUAUAAUUGGCCAGGUACCUCCCUCAACUAUUGCUUCACCUUCUUCUGUGCCAACACCCAGGAAAUUUGGGCACGCACAUGCAUCCCCUACAAUGCCAUUGAUGAGAAGCACACCACCACCCCCUCCUUGCACUCCAACAAUAGCCUCAUUGAGGCCCACUCCAGUUCAUCGCCAAUGUGGAGCAACACUAGAGCAGAACCUGCUACCAUCUAGACUAUUUGGACAAACCUCAAAGCAUUCUUCACCCACCACCACUUCAUCUGCUCCAGUCCUUCCUCCAGCUUCACCUGCUAAUAGUGGAACAAGCAAAAUUGACAAAUAUGCUCGCAUACUUUUUCCGGUUACGUUUGGUGCAUUUAACAUGGUCUACUGGGUAGUCUACCUCUCAAAAGACACCAUGGAGAAAACAGAAGGUGAAAUGUAA